This is a messenger RNA of Plasmodium fragile, 519 nucleotides long. RefSeq lists its product as uncharacterized. Lineage: Eukaryota; Apicomplexa; Aconoidasida; Haemosporida; Plasmodiidae. The transcript has a single exon. The record is from RefSeq and is a predicted model, not a curated record. Bases 1 to 519 code for a protein of 172 amino acids.
AUGAGAAUCUCUUACAUAUUCUUACUCAUAAAUUUGUUCUUGGUAAUUAACUUGUUGGCACCUUGUGUGUGCUCAGAGAAUGCGGUAAAGAAGAAAGUCCUAGAUGCGUUCAACACAAUCAGCGAAAAAUUGAAUGGCUAUGAUAAAAAAAAGAAGAACGCAAUAUUGGCAGGCGCUGCAACUACAGCAAUUGCCAUCAUAUCGACUUUAAUUGGAGGUGUACACUUACUUAAGCCCAAACGUAAAAACGAAUUGGAUGAUCCUGGAACGGUUGCAUUCGUUGUUAACCUUUCACUUGAUACGGCAGAUGGUGGAGUUGUUCAAUCACAGAAGGGGUACAUCAUGGCAAAAGACAUUACUAAAACAUUCUCAAGUGAAGAGGAAUUACGAGAAUAUAUAGAGAAGAGCAUAGAAGACAGUGGUUCAGAUACGGCCAGUUCCGAUAGGAAGGAUCUUCUGAACUCCAUUAUGCACAUCAAUGUGAACAUUACGAAUGCGCCCGGUAACACUCAAACAUAA